Molecule: messenger RNA, 6294 nt
Organism: Lytechinus pictus (painted urchin)
Lineage: Eukaryota; Metazoa; Echinodermata; Echinoidea; Temnopleuroida; Toxopneustidae
Product: transcriptional adapter 2-beta-like
Exons: 16
Coding region: 82-1443 (453 amino acids)
Biological process (GO): chromatin remodeling; regulation of transcription by RNA polymerase II
Cellular component (GO): SAGA-type complex; nucleus
Molecular function (GO): zinc ion binding; transcription coactivator activity; chromatin binding
Source: RefSeq, a predicted model, not a curated record
CAGACAAAGUUGCAUUGUGGGUGAAGGUCUAAUGACGUCAUCAGCUGCCGGUGUGCGAGAAUUCCCCGUCCGUCCCCAGAAAUGGCCGAGAGCCCCCCAAGAUUGUAUUGCAACUACUGCCAAGAGGAGUUAAAGUCCUUCAGUGUGAAAUGUUGCGACUGCUCCGAUGCCGAGACUUUCGAUCUUUGUUUACAGUGUUUUCGUGCUGGAGCUGAAAUUGGUACUCACAAGAGAGAUCAUGGAUAUCAGAUAAUGGACAAUUCUCUAUUCCCUUCUGGAGGUAGAAGUAAUUGGAGCACAACAGAAGAGAACAGUUUGCUGGAUGCAAUUGAGUCAUUUGGUUUUGGAAAUUGGGAUGGAGUUGGUAACCAUGUAGGCUCCAAGACAAAAGAAGAAUGUUCUGACCAUUAUAACACUUUCUAUGUACAGGGAAAGAUAGGAAAUGCAACAUUACCCGAAACCCGAUCUGUCAACUUUAUAGACCACACAGGGCCAGAAGAUGGGCCAUUAUCUCCUACAUUAGGAUUAACAUUCAAGCCCGUCGACCUGACGACAUCAGAGCAACAAGAACUAUGCUACAUGCCAUUAAGAGAUGACUUUGAAAGGGAAUUCGAUAAUGAUGCAGAAACACUUAUUAGCAACUUAGCAAUAACAUCAGAGGAUGAUGAAUUAGAUAUAUCACUCAAGCUAGCUCAUGUAGAUAUGUAUUCAAAGAGAUUAAAGGAGAGAGGUAGAAGGAAAACAAUAUCUAGAGAGAAUGGUCUUAUCAACGCUGCAGUGUCAACAGCAACAACAGCUUCACCUGGACCUCCUCCGUCUUCAUCAUCACAAAAACAAAAGUCAGCUUCUCAAAAACGCAAGCCUUCCAAGGAGGAGUUAGAGUUCCGGGAGAAGCUGAGACCAUUAGUUAGAUUCAUCCCUUCCACAGACCUUGAAGAAAUGUUUGAUAAUAUACAGAAAGAGAAAGAAAUUAAAUCAAGAAUAAAAGAAGUGGUCAGAUGUAGAAGAAAUGGAAUCACAAAAUUAAAAGAAUGUGAAGAGUAUGAGGAAGCCAAAGCAAAGAGAGAAAAGCGGAAAGAAAAUAAGAAAAAGUUGGCUGAAAAGACAAAGAAAGGGAACUCAAUAACUGCCAAAAAACCUGAUUCCAAGGAUGUCAAAGAAGAAGUAAAGGAGGAAAAGAUGGAUGUUAUAGAAGAUGAAUUUCCAACCCUGAGAUCAUCCCAUGGAUUCAACUACAUAUCGGAGAGGGAAAAGAAGCUCUGUUCCUCUAUGAAGAUGAAGCCAGCGAGAUAUGUUACUCUUAAAACACUCAUCAUCAAGGACCAUUACUUACGAAAACAAGGCAUUCUUCCCAAGACCCGUUACCCUGGCAACCUGCACAAGUCUCAUCGCAAGCGCAUCGCCAACUUCCUCACCAAAAAUGGCUGGAUCAAGGCUAGUUGAGAAUAAUACUUGCCCUACCCCCUUCUCCAUCAUCACUCCAAAAAUUUAAAAAACCUUGCCUUUUUGUUGUUGUUUUUUUUCUCUUCUCAAUUCAACAAAGGAUAGAUUUUGUGAUGUUAGAGUUACCAUUACAAACCAUCACUAUUUAUUGACCAUUUACUAUCUUGUAUGUGUACAUGUACUUUCCAUUUAUGAUGUAAUUCGGGUAUUGCCCUUUUGUACCUCUCAGAACUUAAACGCGCAAGGCAGCCCCCUGUCAUGUGCAAUUUGCUUUUACUAGUGAAUUCUUGAUCAUCGAUUGAAGGAAAACAAAAUAUUCCUUGAUUGAUCAGGGUCCAAUGUACAUGAUCAGUGGUGAUGUUCUGCCAAUUUAAGUGUGUCUAGCAAUCAGUCUUCGAUGCAAAAUGUCUAAAUUGUGCCAAAUUAGGUUUCACGAUCUCCAUGUCAGCUCUAACUUUCAUAAUGAGUGAUUCCUUCCAUAUCAUUUAGGUUAGAUGUGUGUUCACCAAAUUCCCUGAAAUUGCAACUUCUGUUCCAAAUUCAAGUGAAAAUUGAUCACUUGACAAUGAGUAUAGGUAUUUGUAUGAGCCCUAUUAACCUAGCUUAUAUUCAGGGAUGGGAAACAGAAGGACCUAUCUCACCUUGUGAUGUUUUGUUUUUAUCUAGGUACCAAAAUAACCAGAUACACCCCACAUUUUCUGAAAACUAUGAAACCUUAAUUUGAUUCAACUGUUAAUUGCCUGUAGUAAAGUAAUGACUGAAGGGGCUUGGUCAUAUGAUGUAUAUAGUCUGUGUACUCAAGACUCUGCUUAUAUUUUCCUGCCAUGAGUGAAGUAAUGUGAAGUCUGAGAACAAAGUUAAUGUUUGACAAGUACUGGUUACAUAUAAAACGGAAGAUUUAGAUUAAUUACAAGUCAUGAUUGAUUUGAAUAGUAAUUGAAGACAAAAUCUACUAACACUAAAUAUCUGGAAGAGAGCAAGAUAGAUAUACAUUUAGCUGUAGAGAUUUGUGACAUCACUCUAUUCAAGUAGGGGUGGCUGACACAAAAGACCCUCUAACGCCCCUCCCCGAAACAAUAGUUACACUGCUGUAAUCCUCCAGUUCAUAUGCUAUACUUUUCAUAAUUACUAGCAAAACUGAUUAUACAUGUAGCUUAUGGGCAAGCGAGAUAAAAACAAAAAUGUUGUUUGUUAGUGUGUGAUAACACAAUCAAACUACUUGUAUUACUUUUUCUCUGCCCUAAAGGAUACCGUGCAUUUACCUCUCAUAAUUCAAUUUUGACCAGGAUUUAUCGAAUAAUCCCUUGCAUUGAAUAAUAUAUUUUCAGAAAGGAGUCAGGAUUUUGUGUUAAUAUCUUUUGAAUCCAAACAGGGAACAUACUUAUAUCUACACUAAAGCAAGUAUAAAGUAAUUUAGCUUAAUCUACGUGACAACUAAUCCUUAUAUCUCAUCUCAAAAAAGGUAAUAAUUUGGAGUAAUUGCUUUCCUUUAUAUCUGGCUUUAUCCUAACUAUUUCUGUGCCUUGAGCCUAAAAUGAUACUUACGGCUGAUUUAAAUUAAACAAAUCUUCACAAGUGAUCAGUUAACACUUAAGCACUUGAAGAGAACAGUAAACCACUUUCCUUUGAUAAUAUACAACUCCCUUUUAUUCAGUUUUGGUGGGAAAUUUUACUUCUGUUUUCCCCUAAUUUGUUUGCAAAAAUAAAGACAGAAAUAUGCCUUCUAAUUUAACGCCUAAAUAUUGAUCUCUCUCCUUGGAAAAUUUUAGGAGAUAUAACUCUACAGCAUUUUCUGGAGACAAACAUUAAUUUUCAAUGAGAUGAAAGUAUGUGAAUAAAGUGUUUUAAUUUCCUACUGUGCCAAAGUAUUUUUUUUCUUGCCCAUUGCACAGUAGAUCAGUUUUCGGUAUGUCCUCACUGGCUUCAUAUUGUUCUUAUAAUGAUAAGGAUUUCACAAAAGAUUAAACAUAUUGAAAGGCUAGUACAAUAUGAAAGGUUAUAACAGCCAUGGUAUACUUGAAUUGCAGCCCCCCUCACACCUGGCCGAAUGUAGGCGGACAAAGGGUGACGAAUGGGAAAAAUGCACAAAAUGUACGCGAAUUCAAUUAAUUAAAAUAAAAUUUCCGUCAAAUGAUGCGAUCAGUAACUAUUGUCAAAUUUUAUCAACGAAUGGUAAGCGAAAGAUAAAUAUGACAUGCGAAGGUUAUCGAUUUUUCGGUACACCUCUUUGAGUAAAUUGCAGCUGAAGGCGAGCGAAGGAUUGAUAUUUAACCCAAUAAAAACGAACGAACAGUGAGCAAUGGUUUGGUAUGGCGUUCGAUUAGAAACGAAGACGAGGGAAUAGAUCGGGCAUUCUUGUACGUUUGUGUCAUCGUGUUGCUUCGUUAAGGGUUAUUUCGAGAUCGGUCCACUUUGGCAAAAGCGCGAUGAGGGACUAUGCACGACAAUAACCACGAACGAUAAACGAGCAAUUACCGCAGACUGAAUAAGAGAUGCGAAUUCAAACAGAUGACCGACGGUUUUUCAAUUCGUCUGGAAAUUUUAAACAUGUUCAAAAUUUCCGCGCGAAUUUGAAUAAUCACAGCUGUUAGUUCAGAAGGAGUACGAACCCAAACACGAAGGGUGAAUAUGAUUUACUAUCAGUUACCAUUGAAAACGAUUUUUAAAAAAUGCCUUUCGCCAGCCAUCGCAAGGCAUAUUUCAGGCAAUUCGGUUAGGUGUGAGGGGGCCUCAAGAUUAAGGGUUAAAAAAUUAAUCAUAGUAGCAAUGUUUUAAAGAAAGAUAUAACAGUUGAUCCAUUGUAUCGCAAUAGACUGAUAGCAGAAUGUAUGUUCCAAAUGCUUCCAUGCUGGUUGUGAAGUGAUUACAAGGCAAAGGAAAUGUUGCUGAUAAUUUUCACAUUGAAAUUGAAAUUAUUAUGGGCGUUACUUCAAGCUAAAUGUUUCAUAAGCAUUAUCCUUAUUGUCCCAAUUCCAUGGUAUACAAAACAUAAGAAUCACAAGCUUAACUUACAUUUACAGACUGCGUGGGAACCUUUUGUUUGCCAUUUUGCAAGGCUUGAAACCAGUGAUUAUUUUAAUAGCCUGUCCAUUCACAGGAUGUUAUUAAUAAUAAAGAUGUGCUUGAUAGUCCGAUUAAUAGGAUUUCAUGUGAUGCUCCCUUCCACUCUUAUUAGUGAAGUGAUUGUCAGUAUAAUCGGUUUUAAUCAAUUAGGAGUACAAUUGUACUCUGUCUCCUAUUGUUUGGCUGUCAGGCUACAUUUACUAUGACAGGAGGAAUUGGGAGUGAAUUAGUUACAGUCCGCCCCCUGUCUGUGGUUUGUGGUGAGAAAAAUCCCAAUCAACCUUUCAUACUUUCAAAGUAUAUGAAAGGAAAAACAUACUUGACUUCACGUGGUAAAAACUAACAGAUUAGAGUGUAGAUCUAUAGCCUGAUAAAAACUGAUUAAUGACUUAAUGGAAAAUAACAUUAAAUCAUGAAAAGGAUGUUCACAACAUUGCAUGCAGAUGUCAAACCCACUGGUGCAUAUAUAAUAAAUAACAAUAUUUUGCUCAUCUUUGAAGGUCAGUCCAUUAUUGUUGCUUAGAAAAAGACUCAAUAUUUGACUGGAAUGUCAUGCUUAUUUUGCUAAUUCAUCAGCAAUUACAUAAUUUCUUCCAGAAUUUUUUGGCAUAUAUUUUGUAUUCAUACAUACAGGCACUUAGGUGAUCAUUUUAUUGGAUUAUGUACAAACUCACUUUAAACAUGUUGCUUCAACAGGCAUUUUUCUUUCAACUGACCUAAUUACAAGCUUUUAGUAAAACAUGUAAUCAUUAACUGUUAAAAAGAGCUUUUGUUCUAGAGAGGAUAUGAUGUUAUUGAAUACAUGUUUGCAGCUGAUUUUGUAUUGAUAUUGCAGAUAAGUGUUAUCUUUCCCAGUCUGUUUAGCUUCUAAUAUGCACUACCUAAAAUAUGCAAGUAUGUUUUAAAUCCAUCUAGUAAAAACAGGAAAUCAUUUCUAGUUUCAGUUUUUACUUCUUAUAUUCUUGUCCUUCCUUCAGAAUAAACAUAUUUAUCUUCUUUUGAUUUUUUUCAUUAUAAUACGCUCAGUAAUAGUUGUUUAUAAUACCACAAUUCAAUGAGUUAUUACUUGUACUUUUCUUGAGAUCGUAGUUUCAAUUGGGACCAUUAUAUUUAAAUGCACCUGCAUAAAUGCAAUCAUCAUUAAGUUGGAAAUCAUUUUGCCAUUUGAGGUAUAAAUGUGAGAAUUAUUUUUCUUUUACACCAAAAUGUUGCUCACUUUAAGAAUGUGAGUACUCUUUUCCCCUCUCGUUUGCCAUUCAAAGAAUAAAAGUGAGAAUUUUGUUCCCUUUGACACAAAAUGUUGUUCGAUUUAAGAAUGUGAAUAUUCUUAAUCAUUUUUUUCAUUCACAGUACUGUGCCAUGAUCAUGAAAAUAUGUUUUGUGUAUGACUAGAGGACCUUAUCGAACAUACCACUCCUGUCAAGUUUAAUUGAAUUUAUAUAUAUAUAUAUAUUUGCCUAUGUACAAUCAGUGGGCCUUUUUUCCUUUAUAGAGACUGUUCAUUUUAUUAAUUUUUAAAGAUAUUGGUAAAUAACCAAAAAAGACUGCUCUUCUAAAAUAGACGAACUCCAAGUGUCAUUAUUUUUUAAUCAACCAGACUACUCUUAUACUUGUCAAUUACCAGCAUACCCAUUUUGUGACAGGAUUGUUUGAAAAUACUCAAGUGAAAUUGUUUACAAAUUAGCUCACAAAAGCUGCGAUGAAGAAGAAUUGUAAACUGAAAAUUGGGAGAAAGAAUAGGUCACAUUUAAAACUUAGCAUCAUGUUACUGGUAUACUAAUAUCAAAG